AUGCUGGCCAACAUCAUAUUUUACCGGCGAAGUACUGCACGCGCCUGGUACGAGACGCACGAGGAAGACCUGACGAGUUGGGACGUGUGCAAGCAGCGUGACUUGUUCGGCUGGGUGGUGUCGACAUGCCUCCUGCUGUACCUCCUUCAGAACAUCUCAGGCGCCCAAAUGUGUCUGCUGCGUGCUGUUCAAGUGAUGAGCAACGUGGUGGUAGAAGUACCACCACAGUUCCUGGCCGUUGUGCUGGUUUUCUCGCACCUCGCAUGCACCACCCUGGCCACAGCCUUAACGCCCCUCACAAAUCGUCGCACGCAGCUCGGAAUCUCAGCCUUCCUGGUUGCAGUCACUCUCUUCAUUUUUCGACCGCUGGACCACCUAACAUUCACCCACUGGUCCGUGACUGAACAGUCUGGCAAGACGAGCUGGGGGGCCGCGUUCUCCAUCGGAAUGCUCGUCGUGGCCUACUCGGUGGGCGUGUGCCACCUGCCGACGCUGCUGACCGGCGAGCUCAUGCCUUCGAGGAUACGUUUGCUGGGUUCGUCCAUCGUGUGGUCGUCGCGCUGGCUCUUGGCCUUCCUGGUGCUGUACUUCGACGUCGACGUGCUCACCGCAUUCCAGCAGAAGGGACCGUUGCUGGCGCUAAGCCUUACAGUGGCAGUUGUCGCCGCGACAGCCAUAUACCUUAUCCCCGAAACUGAAGGUCGUUCGCUAGGCCAGAUUGAACACGACUAA
Molecule: messenger RNA, 732 nt
Organism: Rhipicephalus microplus (southern cattle tick)
Lineage: Eukaryota; Metazoa; Arthropoda; Arachnida; Ixodida; Ixodidae
Product: facilitated trehalose transporter Tret1-like
Biological process (GO): transmembrane transport
Cellular component (GO): membrane
Molecular function (GO): transmembrane transporter activity
Source: RefSeq, a predicted model, not a curated record